UUUCAGGAUAAAACAAUUAUGCAUUUAGAGAUAUGUAACUUUUAAUAUACAACAUUUUUCUAUAAUUUGAGUCAUACCAAAGAUCUUUCCGGACUUUCUUCCUUACCCGAGUGAGGAUAUUGUGUAACAGAGUUAUUUCCCUUUCAAACACGGAAGUUGACACGAUAAAAUGGUUUUCUGCAGCAUGUCAUCUUAGCAUGGACAUUCAAGAUCGUAGGAUGUGUAUACAGACACAGAUAAUGAGGGUCUAAAUGAGUUUUAAGCAAAAUGUCUCAUGAAUGUGCAUUCUGUGGCAAGGCAUUUGCAUUGCAGAAAAAACUGCAGAGACAUAUUAGAAUACACACAGAUCGUAAGCCUCACAAAUGUGAAGUAUGCGGAAAGGGUUUCAGUGAGCCAGGGAAACUACAGGUCCACAACAGGAUCCAUACAGGAGAGAGGCCUUUUGAGUGCGGCACGUGCGGUAAAGGUUUCUGCGAGGCAGGGAAGCUUAGGAAGCACAUCAGGGUACAUACAGGCGAAAAGCCAUUUCCAUGUCAUGUCUGCAAUAAAAGUUUUGCCGAGACGGGAGCUUUACAGAGACAUCUUAUGGUACAUGUGAAAAACCAAACACAUUUCAAUUGCGAGGCCUGCGGUGAUAAAUUCAUGGUAAAGGAGGAGCUGGCAAGACAUAUGAGGAUACACAUUGUAGAGAAACCACAUCAGUGUGACAUCUGUGGUAUGGCAUUUAAUCUGACAGAGAGUCUGCAGCAGCAUGUCAAGAUACAUUCUGGUAAAAUGCCGUAUAGAAAUAUAAGGUGCGUCGAUGACGGAAUAAGUGAUGACUCCGACAGUCAGGAAGUCGGUAAAACACAUAUAGCAGAAAAAAUGUACAAAUGUGAUAUCUGCGGUAGAGAAUUCAGUAAACCAGGUAAUCUACAACGACACACAGCAAAACAUGAGGAUGAGAAAGCAUGGCCGCCACAUUGUGAGUUAUGCGGGAAGACAUUUACAGAAGUGGGAAGUCUACGUAGACACUCAAUGAUACACACUGGAGAGCGGCCAUUUGAAUGUGAAGUGUGCGGGAAGGGAUUUAGUCGUGCUGCACACCGCAGGAAACAUCUCGAGGUGCAUGCUACAGAAAAUUUGCACACUUGUGAGAUCUGUGGAAAGUCUUUCACUCAAAUUGUUAGACUGCAGGUGCACAUGAGAAAACACACUGGUGAAAAGCGUUUUAAAUGUUCUGUAUGUGAGAAGGGAUUUGAUGUGGCAGGAAAGCUCCAGAGACACAUUUUGAUACAUACGGGCCUCAAACCUCAUAAGUGUGACUUAUGUGGGAAAACUUUCAGAGAGAAGGGAACCUUGAACAAACAUCUCCGCACACAUUUAAAAGAUAAAAGGUUUGAAUGUGAAGUGUGUCAUAAGUUUUUUGGUGAGACCAGGAAUUUACACAGACACAUGAAAAUUCAUACUGGAGAAAAACCGUACUCGUGUGAAGUCUGUGGGAAAGAUUUUGGUGAAUCUGGACAUUUAAAAACUCACAUGACUAUACACUCUGGAGAGAAGCCGUUCAUUUGUGAUAUUUGUGGAAAAGACUUCGGUACAACUGGAAGUCUACAAAGACAUUUACGAAGACAUUUGGGUGAAAAACCACACAAAUGUGACCUCUGUGAUAAAGCAUUUGUUGAAUCAUGGACGUUACAAGUUCAUCGCCGCAUGCAUACGGGGGAAAAACCGUUCGAGUGUGAAAUUUGUGGCAAAACGUUCAGCCAGACGGGCUCUCUUCAGAAACACAACAGGGUUCAUACAGGGGAAAAGCCAUAUAAAUGUGAAAUAUGUGGAAAGGCAUUUAGUGAGUCGGGCAAAGUUAGAAGACAUCUUAGAAUGCAUGAAAGAAAUGAGGGCGUAAAAUCUGAGCCUUCUGAUAGUGAUUUACCAGUCAAGGUGAUGGUGACAGAGGAUAAUGUUAUGCAUAUGUUAAAUGUAUGAUUACUAUAUUAAAGUAAAAAAUAUAUUCAUGUUUCAGUUACCAUAAAGUUAUUGAAAAAAUAUGGUAGGUCAGUUUGGAUAUUAAUAUUUUUUUUUUUUUUUUUUAGGGGGUCGGAAGGGCAGGGCUUUAGCUUAUUUAAAACUACAAAAAUCACCAAACAUUGUUAGGUCUUUUAAACCAUGAUUUGUUUUGAUACCUACCUUUGAAGUAGGGAGGGUAUUUUCAUGUAUAGUUCCUUGCUUAAUUUGUUUGUCCAAUUUAUUUUGCAUCCAGUGGACAAUCAGGUUAUUCCAAAACUAGAAUGGAUGUGUUUGAUUGAAAAUCGUCAGGGUCAAAGGUAAAAACCAGGGUAGGUCUGGGUUCCUGAAACAGGCAUUUGGUUUUUGCCUUAAGAUAUUUGAAUUAAUGAUUCUUACUCCCAGCUAGUGAAUUUAUUAAUGAUAUAUAAACAAAGUAAGUGAUCGAAGGCUUAUAACAUACACAUGUAGAUAUAGUCUGGGGCCCCCCUCCUGCUUUGUCAGUGACCUUUAGCCUGUUAACCUUUACAUACGACCACCAAAAUCUAUAGAAAUAAACGUCACUAAAAUAUAAAUGUAAAGUAAAUUUGUUGAGUGGUUAGUGAGAUAUUUUGUACACAAACAAUAUAUUUUCUUCAAAGGUGGUGAAGUGUUAUCUUUGACCUUGACCUUUGACACUUUAACCUUGACCGAUGGCCACCAAAAUCUAAACAGGUGUACAGGUAGAACUUGAUAUAAUAUAACUUUGUAUACUAACAUGGUGAACAAGGUUAAAUAUGAACUAAAUGUGUCAGGGGUUUAUAAGAGAUCUUGUAGUUGUACACAAUCUUUUUACUGCGGAUGGAUAGACACACUGAUUACCCUAUAUCCAACCUUCACUAGCUAGGUAGGGGGUAUUAUAACAGUAAUACUGUGCAUCUUGAAAAAUAUAAGAAAUUUACAUCAGUAGUUAAUUUUAUGAAACUAUAA
Messenger RNA from Mizuhopecten yessoensis (Yesso scallop), 2952 nucleotides. RefSeq names its product gastrula zinc finger protein XlCGF57.1-like. The coding region runs from base 268 to 1965 and encodes 565 amino acids. The transcript is spliced from 2 exons. Gene Ontology annotation, molecular function: DNA-binding transcription factor activity, RNA polymerase II-specific; RNA polymerase II cis-regulatory region sequence-specific DNA binding. The record is from RefSeq and is a predicted model, not a curated record. Gene Ontology annotation, biological process: regulation of transcription by RNA polymerase II. Gene Ontology annotation, cellular component: nucleus. Lineage: Eukaryota; Metazoa; Mollusca; Bivalvia; Pectinida; Pectinidae.